CACCCUGAUGUUUGGUCCGCGCAAAUAACGCCUCGCACGUGAUCGUGGUCGUGCUUUCGCGUUGAAUGCGCGCCGCCUCCUUUCUUUGCGACCACCAUCUCCCCUGACUCGCCACACUGCGCGAUCCUUGCCUUUCCGUAUCCGCGCCACCGACCGCACUCACCCGCGCACGCUCGCCGUGCCCAACCUCGUAUCGCCGCUCGCCCAUCCGCGCGCUUGCCGUACAGCGCCUCCCACUCCCGACGCGUCCGAGUGUUUUAUCUUUAGCUAGCGUAUAAUCGCGUUUUCGAGCGACAUGCCGUCCCCGAAGAAGCCCAAGUCCGCAGGAGGAAAUUCGAAGGCAGCUGCGCCUGCGUCGGCUGCUGGAGGGGAGGCGGCCCCAGGGACGCAGCAGAGGGUGCUGCACACGCGUAGUCAAAAAGCUGGAUUGCAGUUCCCUGUUGGCCGUAUACAUCGUUACCUGAAGCAGCGGACGCAGCACAACGUGCGUAUAGGGGCGAAGGCGGCUGUGUAUACGUCUGCAAUCCUGGAGUACCUGACGGCGGAGGUUUUGGAACUCGCAGGGAACGCAUCCAAGGACCUGCGCGUGAAGCGUAUAACCCCGCGCCACCUCCAGCUUGCCAUCCGUGGCGACGAAGAACUUGACACCCUCGUUCGCGCGACCAUCGCAGGCGGAGGUGUCCUGCCGUUCAUCCACAAGAGUCUCACCGCGGGCAAGCAGAAGAAGGCGGAGGGCGCGCAAUAAACCUAUAUUUUUUGUCCUUUCACGCCUCCUGGCCAUUGCGCUGCUGCCGAACCGAUGCUUGAUAUGUCUUUGCUGUGUAAUUGUACUGCUGUAUGAUUGAUGGCUUCGUAUGUUCAGUAUUAAGUGAUAUGCUUUUCAUCCCUCGAA
Molecule: messenger RNA, 892 nt
Organism: Fomitopsis serialis
Lineage: Eukaryota; Fungi; Basidiomycota; Agaricomycetes; Polyporales; Fomitopsidaceae
Product: histone-fold-containing protein
Exons: 4
Coding region: 296-745 (149 amino acids)
Cellular component (GO): nucleosome
Molecular function (GO): structural constituent of chromatin; DNA binding; protein heterodimerization activity
Source: RefSeq, a predicted model, not a curated record